Messenger RNA from Acanthaster planci (crown-of-thorns starfish), 5197 nucleotides. RefSeq names its product xanthine dehydrogenase/oxidase-like. Gene Ontology annotation, molecular function: xanthine dehydrogenase activity; iron ion binding; 2 iron, 2 sulfur cluster binding. The record is from RefSeq and is a predicted model, not a curated record. NCBI's taxonomy places the organism in Eukaryota, Metazoa, Echinodermata, Asteroidea, Valvatida, Acanthasteridae.
UGCUGGAUAAAUGCACCAAUUACAUGAGGUGCGGGGCUGGUUCUUGAUUCAAAGCACCUGACGGUGGUCAAGGUAUAUCCUCUUUUGGCAGUGCGUGUCAUCAUGUAAACAGCUGGGGUACUGAAAAACACUGGUAGAAGAAAUUUGUAAAUAUUUACUAUCCUCUUGUGUCGCACAGGAGACAUCAACAUGAACAAUAAAAUGCGAAACCUUGCAGGCUAAGGCAUAAACUAAGCAUUUAUACUGAGCAAAAGGUAGGGAUUUAUUUUGUACACGUACAAAUUUACAUCAGCCACCCCAUUCACACUCAGGCGAUCCCCAGAUGACCUUGCGCGUGUGUACAGUCCAAUGGUCCAAUAGAGCCUGGGCUACAAUCGAAGAUUGGGUAGCGGCGCUAUACAAUCUUAGCUGACCAUGCGCCACGGAACAACACUACGUGCCGUCGCGUUCGGCCAAGCCAUUGUAUGAUAGGCCAGACAAUCAUAUAUCAUAUAGUAUAUGUGGCUUGACAUAACUGUAUACGAACUACAUGUACAUGUUGAUUCUUCACGAAAUUGAAUAGAGCUGUCGGAAUAAAAUCUCCAUAAUGUUGUCAACAGUGAAUCAUGCCCCUGCUGACAAAAACUGCGAUCCAUUGGUGUUUUUCUGCAAUGGUAAAAAGGUUGUGGAUCGCCAUGUGGGGCCAGAACUUACUUUACUCACCUACUUGCGCACCAAGUUAAGGCUCACUGGUAGUAAACUUGGCUGUGGGGAAGGAGGUUGUGGGGCCUGUACUAUCAUGGUGUCAAAGUAUUCCCCCAAGGACAAAACCAUCAGUCAUCUCGCUGUGAAUGCCUGCCUGACGCCCAUCUGUUCUGUGCAUGGCAUGGCAGUGACAACUGUUGAAGGGAUUGGCAGCACCAAGACUAGACUCCACCCAGUACAGGAACGUUUGGCCAAGGCUCAUGGCUCUCAGUGUGGUUUCUGCACUCCCGGCAUUGUUAUGUCAAUGUAUACCCUGCUGAGGAACAAUCCCCACCCGACUAUGGAAGAAAUAGAGAGUGCAUUUGAGGGCAACCUAUGUCGCUGCACAGGAUACCGGCCGAUCCUUCAAGGCUACAAGACAUUCACCAAGGAAGGAUGCUGUGGUGGUAAUAAUACAAACUGCUGUAUGAACAAUGAACAGAAUGAUGCUAGCCAACGGGAAGAAGGGAUUUCAACAAAGCUGUUUGACCCAAGUGAGUUUACUCCGUAUGACCCCACUCAAGAACCAAUAUUCCCUCCGGAGCUGAUGCUUAUGCUAGAUGAGGAAAAUCCGGCAAUUCAGACAUUUUCAAGUGACAAUUUGACCUGGUUACGACCAACCACUCUCCAGCAACUGCUGGAUCUAAAGGUCGAGCAUCCUGAAGCCAAGAUGGUUGUUGGAAACACAGAAGUUGGCGUUGAAGUCAAGUUCAAGGAUCAGGUCUAUCCCCUCAUUAUUGACGUCAACCACAUCCCAGAAUUGAUCCGCAUUGACACCACGCCCGCCGGGGUGAGAGUAGGGGCCUCUGUGUCACUGACCUCUCUAGAUCUUUACCUGAAGCAGAUUAUACAAACUCAGCCAGAGCAUAAGACGCGGGUGUUUGCCGCCAUUGUAGAGAUGCUUCGCUGGUUUGCUGGACAUCAGAUCAGGAACGUUGCUUGUUUGGGUGGUAACAUAGCAACUGGCAGCCCCAUAUCGGACCUGAAUCCUCUGUUGAUGGCUGCAAGGUGUAAACUAGAGCUUACUUCAAAACAAGGUUCUCGCACAGUAACCAUGGAUGGAAACUUCUUCACCGGUUACAGGAGAAAUAUCAUUGCUCCAAGUGAAGUUAUCUUAGCUGUGAAUAUUCCAUUCACAUCAGAGGAUGAAUAUUUCUAUGGCUACAAGCAGGCUCCACGUCGUGAGGAUGAUAUAGCCAUAGUCAACGCUGGUAUGAGGGUCCUCAUGAAGCCAGGUACCAAUGUAGUACAGGAUUGUACACUGGCAUUUGGUGGCAUGGCUCCUACAUCAGUACUGGCUGCCAAGGCUAUGACUGGCCUCAAAGGAAGGACCUGGAGUGAUGGACUAGUGGAGGCGAUGUGCCCUUUACUGGCUGAGGAUCUCCCUUUGCCUCCUGGGGCACCAGGUGGCAUGGAACCCUACCGUCAGUCUCUCACCCUCAGUUUCUUCUUUAAGUUCUACCUGGCCGUCUUGGAACAGUUGAAGCUGAAACGGCCUGGACUGAGUGAUACCUUCAUCCCUGAUUCCUACAAAACAGCCAAUCAGCAGUACCAUAAGAACUCAGCUAGGGGUGUGCAGAUGUAUCAGGAGGUUCCAGCAAGUCAGCCAGAUUCCGAUGCGGUAGGGCGACCUUUGACCCAUAUGGCUGCUCUCAAACAGGUCACAGGAGAGGCUUUGUAUGUUGAUGACAUCACACCCGCAAAAGAUGAGCUUUACUUGGGUUUGGUGUGCAGCAAGAAAGCUCAUGCAAAGCUACUGUCUGUUGAUGCGUCAGCAGCCUUAGCAGUUGAAGGCGUCCAUGCCUUUGUGGAUGUUAACGAUGUGCCAGGAAGUAAUAUGGUUGGCGUGGGCCUGGAACAAGAUGACCCACUGUUUGCUGAUGGAGAGGUGCUGCAUGUGGGUCAGUUGAUAGGUUUUGUUGUUGCUGACAACCAGAGCAUUGCUCAGAGGGCUGCCAAGUUGGUCAAUGUCAAAUACCAGGAUCUACCAGCCAUUAUUACCAUAGAGGAAGCCAUCCAGCACGGCUCUUAUCUGCUUUCCAACCUGAGUCUCAAGAGGGGUAAUGUCCAGGAGGGCUUUGAGAGCUCCGAUCACAUCUUUGAGGGAGAGAUGAGGUUGGGUGCCCAGGAACACUUCUACUUGGAGACUUUUACCACACUGGUCAUCCCUGGAGAAGGAGGAGAAGUGGAAGUGAUAUCAUCAACACAGGCGCUCACGACAACACAGCUUAUGGUGGCCAAAGCCUUAGGAGUUCCCAAUAACAAAGUCGUAACCAGAGUCAAGAGGCUUGGUGGUGGAUUUGGUGGGAAGGAAACCAGAUGCUGUGUGCAGGCUGCCGCCUGCGCAGUGGCUGCUAAUAAAGUAAGUCGUCCAGUGCGCUUGAUGCUGGACCGUGACAAAGACAUGAGCAUGUCGGGGACACGCCAUCCAUUCUUGGGUCGCUACAAGGUGGGACUUGCCAGUGACGGUCAAGUGAGGGCACUGCAGAUCGACCUGUACUCCAACUGCGGAUACUCUUAUGACCUGUCCAUUGCAGUUAUGGAGAGGGCAGUUUAUCAUGCUGACAAUUGCUACAACUUUCCCAAUUUCCAAGUGGAGGGUCACCUAUGCAAGACCAACCUGCCAUCCAAUACAGCCUUCCGUGGCUUUGGUGGCCCACAGGGCCUGCUGAUCAUGGAAUGUAUCAUGUCUGAGAUUGCCGGCAGAUACGGACUGUCAGAGAUAAAUUUCCGCGAACGUUACUUUUACUCGGAAGGCGACAAUACCCACUUUGGCCAGGAGCUUAAGAAUUGGAAUCUAGGGAAGUGUUGGAAGGAAUGUCUCACCAAGAGUGAUUAUGUCAACCGCCGACGAGUUGUGGACCAGUUUAACAGUGAGAACCGCUGGCGGAAGCGAGGUAUAGCCGCCACUCCAACAAAGUUUGGCAUCGCAUUCACCUACCUGCCACUAAAUCAGGCUGGUGCCUUGGUACACAUCUACACUGACGGCACAGUUCUGAUCAGCCACAGUGGAGUUGAGAUGGGCCAAGGUUUGCACACCAAGAUGAUCCAGGUGGCAAGUCGGGCCCUGAGGAUCCCCCAGGAGAAAAUCCAUAUCCUGGAGACCGACUCGUCCAAGGUGCCAAACACCUCACCCACGGCAGCCAGCGCUAGCUCCGACCUCAACGGCAUGGCCAUCAAGACUGCUUGUGAAACGCUGUUGCAUAACUUGGAGCCAUUCAUGCGUGACAACCCCAAAGGAACAUGGGAAGAGUGGGUGAAAGCAGCUUACUUAAGUCGGGUUAGUCUCUCUACCACCGGAUUCCAUGCGAGUCCAGAUUUGUACUUUGAUUGGCAAACGGGCCGUGGGAAGCCAUUCCGCUAUUUCUCCUACGGCGUGGCUGUGUCGGAGGUAGAGAUUGACUGUCUGACCGGGGACCAUCAGGUGCUGAGGACGGACAUUGUCAUGGAUGUGGGAGACAGCAUCAACCCUGCCAUCGAUAUUGGACAGAUUGAGGGAGCGUUCAUUCAGGGUUAUGGGCUGUUUGUCCUGGAGGAUUACCGAGUGACCCCGACAGGUCACUUGCUGACCAAAGGACCUGGUUUCUAUAAGAUCCCAGCAUUUGGUGACAUCCCGGCAGAAUUCAAUGUUAGUCUGCUCACCAGGGCACCAAAUCCUUUCGCUGUCUGUUCCUCCAAGGCCAUUGGAGAACCACCUUUGUUCCUGGCAGCAUCAGUUUUCUUUGCCAUCAAGGAUGCAAUUCAGUCGGCCAGGAAUGAUGCAGGCAUUCCUGAGCCAUUCAAACUUGACUGUCCCGCCACCGCGGAGAGAAUCCGCAUGGCAUGCCAAGACCAAUUCACUAAACAGUUCCCCGCACCUGAGCCUGGGACAUACACGCCGUUCUUUGUUCGUCCGUAGUCUUGAAGUUUCUACAAAUCCAAGAAAGUUUUAGAAAUUUUCCUCAUAUCAGCUACAAGCAUAACACAUCAGGAUUUCAAUCCUGUAAUGCACAACGCAUCAUGGUUUCUUUUCAACACCAUAGAUGUAAUUGCAAACAAUCAAACAGUAUGUUCUCUGUCUUAAUUCCUUCUCUUGUCAUGAAGUGACUUGACCGAGUGCCUUAAGCAGUUAAGCAGUCAUUUAGCACAACCAAACCAUCAUUGUGUAGGUUUGCGUGUAAUGUUCUUGACUUCCAACCAGGUCGGCAUUUGUAUAUUUCCAUACAAUGUUUGCUUGAAGUUGUUGGAAAUUCAUUUUGCUGCUGACAGUGUUUACCACUUCAUGCCGGGGCAUUUUUCAAUGUUGAUAAUGCUGGGCCGGCAUGACUAUCAUUUUUUCCAUUUUCAAAAUCCUUCAAAAAUUCCUCAUUCCAUUUAACGGUCGUUUAUAGCCGCACCAAAUAAUUUUCAGGCACUAGUCUAAGUUGACAGGUGACCUUCAUUGACGCCGGAGUAUUUCAGCCAGGCCAGCAGCCUUGUAAACAGAGCCCAGAUU